Molecule: messenger RNA, 1761 nt
Organism: Helobdella robusta
Lineage: Eukaryota; Metazoa; Annelida; Clitellata; Rhynchobdellida; Glossiphoniidae
Exons: 7
Coding region: 1-1761 (586 amino acids)
Biological process (GO): nuclear-transcribed mRNA catabolic process, deadenylation-dependent decay
Cellular component (GO): mitochondrion
Molecular function (GO): 3'-5'-RNA exonuclease activity
Source: RefSeq, a predicted model, not a curated record
AUGAAAUUAAAUUAUAAUCUGAAUCCGGAAGAUCCAAAUUUAUCAGCGCGAGUUUUUAACUUCAGCAGGCCUAAAAGUGAAGACUUGGAGAAGGCUCUCUCAAGAAUUACUGCCAGCAUCUCAAAAGAAGUGAAUAAAAAGUUAUUUAAAUUAAACAAAAAGAAAAACAAAAAGAAUUCCGACAUUCAGGAGGAUAAUUCAGAUGUAGAUAGUGUCAAUAAAAAUGGCCGGGUAUGUGUAGAAGAUGAGAAUGUGUUAAAAAUUGAGCUAUAUAACAUUGAUAAUGAGCUUGUUGAUAGCAAGCUAACAAAUAAAGAGGCUUGGGUCCAAGGAUCGUAUUUGAAUUUAGGGAAUUUUCAAUUUAAAGUCGAUCUUAACCCCCCGGCUGUCACUGAAUUAUCUCUGCCAGUGGUACUGAUGUCAGGUUAUCCAAUAUAUGCCAACUUAUCUGUAGAAUUCACAGACACCAAAGAUUCAGACAUCAAGUGGUAUGUUGAAGUAAAAGAUUCUAACUCACUUAAUGAAUCCACCCAUGCUAAACCUAAAAAAAUUCCCAAAAGAUCACCAGAAAAUUGGUCACUGGUUUCAACCAAUCCAACUUUCCUACCAUCUGAUGUACAAGUUGGCCUCCAUAUUAAAAUAACUUGCCAACCUAAGAAUGGAGAGAGAUUAGGUGAAGAGGUUGAGGUCAUUUCCAAACAUCCAAUCAUUGAAGGCCCUAUCAAUUGCCCAUUUGAAAAAAGGCACCAACAUACUAAAUCAUUGACUAGUGAAGAUAGGUUUAGAGUUAUUAGUUACAACAUCUUGGCUGACCUUUAUGCAGAUUCAGACUUUUCAAGGUCAUUUCUAUUUCCAUACUGCCCACCACAGUUUCUGGACAUCAACUAUAGAAAACAGUUACUAAUUAAAGAAAUUAUUGGCUAUAAUGCCGACCUGAUCUGUCUGCAAGAAGUGGACAAAAAAAUAUUUGACCUCGAACUUCAGCCAAUUUUAGAAAAAUUAGACAUGGAAGGGCUCAUGAAAAUGAAAUUAGGAGAGGUUGCAGAGGGCUGUGCCACUUUUUUUAGGAGGUCAAAGUUCAAGUAUAUCGAAUCCUACGACAUUGGUCUCGCUGAAUACCUAGCUGGGAAUGAUUCAAAUAAGGAUAUAGUGGACAAAAUUUCAAAAAAUGCUAAAUUUUUUGAAAAGUUCACCAGCAGAAAUUCUGUUUUACAGACCACCUUAUUUCAGAGCCAUUCUGAUCCGACGAACUUCCUCAUUGUAGCUACAGUUCACCUAUAUUUUCAUCCUAGGGCUUCUAAUAUAAGACUGCUCCAAUCCCAUCUCUGCAUAAGCUAUCUGCAGACGUUGAUUGAAAGAAUAAAAAACAUUUCUCCAUCGCUGAUAUACUGUGGAGAUCUAAAUGCCUCUAGUAGCAGUGGGGUUCAUGAAUAUUUAUUAGGCAAGGAAGUCUCGCCAACUCAUGCUGAUUGGUUCUCAGGCGGUGAGGAAUAUGUACCUGACCUACAUUUAAAGCAUGAACUUGACCUUAUUAACGCCACUGGGUUUUCUCGCUACACGAAUUACGUUGGGGGUUUUAAUGGUUGCCUCGACUACAUAUACGCCUCGGGUUUGAAUGCACUGAAGGUCAUCCCUCUGCCCUCCCAUGAGGAGGUGACUGCACACACGGCUCUGCCCAAUCAGUAUUUUCCGUCUGAUCAUCUGGCCGUCGGUUGUGAAUUUGCUUGGAGGAGUGAUUCGAAGAUGAAUGUGGAUGAAUGA